Messenger RNA from Suillus clintonianus, 1365 nucleotides. RefSeq names its product kinase-like domain-containing protein. The transcript is spliced from 4 exons. The coding region runs from base 277 to 1365 and encodes 362 amino acids. Lineage: Eukaryota; Fungi; Basidiomycota; Agaricomycetes; Boletales; Suillaceae. Gene Ontology annotation, molecular function: ATP binding; protein serine/threonine kinase activity. Gene Ontology annotation, cellular component: cytoplasm; nucleus. Gene Ontology annotation, biological process: signal transduction; peptidyl-serine phosphorylation; endocytosis. The record is from RefSeq and is a predicted model, not a curated record.
GUCACGGCUCGGUUUUGGCCGGUCCGGUCUCGGCUGUUACCGACUUCCCAGCAGUUCGGCUUUUCCCAUGAACCAAGUCACUCACGUGUGACUCGGUCUGGUCCGCAAGGCACCUAAACCGGCACCAGAUAGCACAAGCCAAGAAUGUGGGAACAACGGCUUGAGCCGGCCUCAAGCCAGCUGAAGGGGGUUGUGUGGCGAACUCGUUUUCAGGAUUUCUCCAACUUCAUACUCCCCAUUGUCCCCACUAUUCAGUUGGAUUCACUGUAAGUUACUAUGAAUAAGGUCCCGGUUCGAGUAGAUGGUAGAUUUAGGCUGGGAGAAGUUUUAGGAUCUGGCUCCUAUGCUGUCGUGUAUUCUGCACGGAAUAUCAUCAAUGAUGAUAAUGUUGCCCUCAAACUCGAAACCGUUGUCAACCACUCAUCUUCUGUGGAGCGUGAAUACUGGAUCUUGAAACAACUUGAAGGCGGAGUUGGCAUCCCCCGCACCCUCUGGUUCGGUAGAGAGUCAGCGUAUCAUGCUCUUGUUCUCGAACUCCUUGGGCCAUCGCUCCACCAACUCUUCCUCGCGAACAAUCGAAGAUUCAGCCUUCUCAACGUUGUGAAUCUAGGAGUCCAGUUGCUCUCACGUCUUGAAUAUAUUCACUCGCACAACUACGUUCACGGCGACAUCAAACCACAGAACAUAUUAGUCGGUCUUGGAAAUCUGAGGCACACCGCCUUCAUCAUCGAUUUUGGUAUCACGAAGAUGUACUGGAACACCGCAACCAGUGACCAUGUGCCAUUUCGCCAUGGCCGAAGUCUCUCUGGUACUCCUGCGUUCGCCUCGAUCAACAACCACUUAGGAGUUGAGCCAGGUCGUCGUGACGAUCUUGAGUCGCUCACAUACAUGUUAAUCUAUUUCUUACGUGGCUCCCUUCCAUGGUUAACAAGCGACGACGAGAAGUUGUCCAACUCUACCAUACUCGAGCGCAAAGCACGUGCUACCAUUGCAGAUAUAUGUCAUGACAUCCCCGUUGAGUUCGCCAACAUUCUUAUUUACACCCGCUCUCUCGCAUUCGCAGAAGAUCCUGAUUACGAUCAUCUCCGCUCAUUACUUAACGGUCUUCGUGCCACAUUGCCUGCACCAGCUACGUGCAUGUUGGAUUUCAGCCAACCUGACGGUCCUGCCAUACCUCCCCUUCUAUCACCUGACGGUCCUUCCAUACCUCCCCCUCUAUCACCUGACCAGUGCUGUGUGGCCAAAGCAAUCUCACCAUGUCCGCCAAAGGUAGUGCGCAGAUCGAACUCGUGUGUUACGCCCGCGGAAUGGCUCCACAUGGUGUGCUGCGUCAACUCCACAGCGGAAAUCGCGACCGGUUACUGA